Hypanus sabinus (Atlantic stingray) is the source of this 4269-nucleotide messenger RNA. Its product is annotated as NACHT, LRR and PYD domains-containing protein 3-like. Gene Ontology annotation, cellular component: cytoplasm. Gene Ontology annotation, molecular function: protein binding. NCBI's taxonomy places the organism in Eukaryota, Metazoa, Chordata, Chondrichthyes, Myliobatiformes, Dasyatidae. The record is from RefSeq and is a predicted model, not a curated record. The coding region runs from base 405 to 3215 and encodes 936 amino acids. The transcript is spliced from 11 exons.
AGGAAUGUCUGCAUGUCGGAAUCCGUCCUGCGGACAGGCAGCAGCUUGCACACAGAAAGUCGCGCUGUGAGUCUCACAGAACAGCAGCACCGGCUCCUCGCCCGGUUGUCUGGCAUGAAGUUGGAAGAAAACAACUUGAAAAUAUAUCCACACGGAGACUGAAUAUUCUUAGUGAAUUAAGGGCAUCGCCAGAAGGCGGCGCUGUCCAGCACCGGGAUCAGAGUGUAGACAAGACGACGACAAUCAACAACCGUCAGUCGGAAUCAGAAUGGCUACAGGUUGGGAAAUUAAAUCGGGUACAGAAAGUACUCAAGUGGUUUUUACCAGGCAACUCAUCGAGGGAAAAUGAUCGGGACACGGGAAGCAAGGUUCCAAAGCAGGGUCAGAUUGAGAGCAAUGUCCCAAUGGAAUGCGGUCCGGCCGCAGAGGAGGAGAAGCAAAUUCAGCCCAGAGACAGUGACGUCAGAGACACUGAGCAGGACCCUGGAACCAGCACAAGUGAGGCGACUGCCUGUCAGCUCGGAAACUCAUUAAACACGGAAUUGUCGAGUGCCCAACAGGGAGUGGAGUUUACAAUCUCCGACCUCCUGGCAGAGGGGGGCGAGUAUCGACUGUACCAACUGACCAAGUUCUACAGGGACAGACUCAAACAUGCAAUUGAAGAGAAAGUUGAACGACUCGGUUGGAUGUUGACAAAGGAUGGACAUUUCAGUAGAGAAGAAAAUGAGAAAGUCACUGAACUGACGGAGAAGGGAAACCGGACAGAGAGUUCCAGACUCUUCCUCAGUUUGGUGAAUGGCAAAGGCUCCCGGGCCCGACGGGCGAUGUGGGAAUCCUUUGUGAUGUGGAGGACUGAGUUACCGAAGCUGGACAGGAUACUGAGGGAGAUACAGGAGCUCGGUCCUGACCCAGAGGAAUACAUGAACAUCGCACAAGGGUUGUCUGAGUUACCCACUGAACUGACAGAUGUUCAACAGAAACACAAGGAGACUCUGCGGGCACAAACUGAAACACUGAGAGUGAACACAAUCCUGAUGAGGGAGAAGGUGAAGGUUUUCCAGCUGCUUGAUCGAUACACAAAGCUCACGGUCAUUUCUACUGUUCGAGAUCGGACACUGGUGGAACACGAGCUGCUGGCAAGAGGCAGAGACCACGAGGAUUAUAGAGAGAAACAUCUCCGUGGAGCGUUAGAAAAAAUAGAGACUGCUCAGUUAUUCCACAGCAGUUUUUCCCGGAGAAAAUCCAAAUCUGGCAGUUCUGCAGCAGUAGCCGGAGUGCCAGGAAUCGGGAAAACAACAAUGGUACAGAAGAUUGUUUAUGACUGGGCCGCAGGGAAAAUAUUCCAACAAUUCCAGUUUGUCUUCAGUUUCAAAUUCCGGGAUUUAAACUCUAUUAACUGCAGAAUAAACCUGAGGGAACUGAUUCUGGAUCAAUAUCCUUACUUUGGGAAUAUCCUGAGAGAGGUCUGGAAGUACCCAGAGGCAUUGCUGUUUAUAUUCGAUGGUUUGGAUGAAUUCAAGCACACAAUCGAUUUUGCGGACAGUCGGAGAGAUACAGAACCAAAGCACCAGUGCCCAGAUCCCGAGUGGUGGUGUGAAGUGUCGGACAUUGUGUACAGUUUAAUCCAGGGCAAGCUGCUCCCAGGGUGUUCAGUGCUGGUGACCACCCGCCCCACUGCGUUACAUUUAUUGGAAAAGGCGGAGAUCAGUGUCCUGGCUGAAAUCCUGGGAUUUGUUGGUGAGGAACGGAAGGAAUAUUUCAUUAAGCAUUUUGAAGAUCAGAUGGUAGCAGCAGCUCUUUUCAAACACGUGCAGGAGAACGAGAUCCUGUACACCAUGAGCUACAACCCCUCCUACUGCUGGAUCCUCGCUCUGGCACUGGGCCCCUUCUUCACACAAAGAGUCAGGGACCCGCAAAGAGUUCCCAAGACCAUCACCCAACUGUACUCCUACUAUAUUUACAAUAUCCUAAAAAAUCACGGCCGUGAGAUUGAGAGACCCCGUGAUGUGUUUCUCAGGGUGGGUCAGAUGGCCUACAGAGGAGUGUCCGAGAAGAAGAUUGUGUUUGCAGACGGAGAUUUGAUCAACUACAGUCUGCAGCCUUCCCAGUUCCUGUCCGGGUUCCUGAUGGAGCUUUUGGAGAGAGAGGAUUCUGCCCACAGCGUGGUGUACACAUUCCCACACCUCACCAUCCAAGAGUUUGUAGCUGCAGUCGCACAAUUCCUGACUGUACAUCCCCAGGAUAUCCUGAAAUUCCUCAAUGAAGCCCACAAGACACAAGAUGGGCGAUUUGAGGUAUUUCUCCGCUUUGUUGCUGGUCUCUCCAACCCAAUGACAGCUCGGGGCCUGGAGGAGUUUCUGGGUCCAUUUCCUCAUCAAACAACCUGCCGGGUGAUUGACUGGGUGAAGGAGGAGGUUAAACGCCAGAGUGGAAACACUGGUGACACUGGUAGAAGGAGACUCCUGAACACAUUGCACUACCUGUUUGAGUCUCAGAAUCGUGGACUGGCUCAGGCCGCACUGGGAUCUCUGAAAACACUUUCAUUCCGUGGAAUGACACUGACCCCGGUUGACUGCGCGGUCCUGUCUCAUGCCAUCGGACUCUGUGAUACUAUAAAAGAACUCGACCUGCAGGGCUGCCACAUUCAGUGUGAAGGAAUCCAGCGGCUGGGACCCGGGCUGAACAAGUGCCAGGAGUUGAGACUUGGGGUGAAUGACCUGGGAGAUUCAGGAGUGAAACUGGUGUUGUCGGCUCUGAGGAACCCGGAGUGUAAAAUACAGACACUGUGGCUGGAGGAUGUCGGUCUCACAGAUUCUGGGGCCGAGGAUCUCGUCUCCGCUCUCAGUACAAAACCAUCACUGACGGAGCUGGACCUGAGUGGUAAUAAACUGGGAGAUUCAGGAGUGAAACUGGUGUCUGCGGCUCUGAGGAACCCGGAGUGUAAAAUACAGACACUGUGGCUGGACAGUGUCGGUCUCACAGAUUCUGGGGCCGAGGAUCUCGUCUCCGCUCUCAGUACAAACCCAUCACUGACGAGGCUGGACCUGAGAUCAAACUCUCUGACAGACCGAUCUGUCCCCGGUCUCCGCCGCCUCAUACUGACCCUCCCGAGUCUGAAGCUGAUCGGGCUGUACGGGAAUCGGUUCAGUGAGACUGGGAUGAAGGAACUGAGAUCUCUGCAGGGAGUCAGACCCGGACUGAGAGUGUGGAUCUGAAUGUGUGAACAUCCCCGCCCGCGGGAUGGAGCCGAUUCCCCCCUCCCCUUUAACUACCCCUCCCCCUCCCCUUUAACUACCCCUCCCCCUCCCCUUUAACACUCCGCCCUCCCCUUUAACUCCCCCUCCCCUUUAACUCCCGCCCUUACCUUUAAUGGCCGCGCGCCGGGGCUGAUUCCCAACGGUUUUAACGGAACUGGCUCCGGUCUCGAGCUCGGUGAUCUGGGAAGCGCUCCCGCCGUGACGUAUUUCCGCCCGCUGUCCGGCGGCGCCACUUCCGCCGGAUGUGCGGGUCCGAGACUCUCCCGCGUGCCACCCCGGGGAAUUCCCCGGACGGGAGGAGCCCGGGGGGCCGGGGCUCAGUCUGGGACACCGGUGUCCCGGGAGAGAAUCCUUUUGCCCCCUCUGCUGAGGACGGGGCAUUCGGCUGUCUGGCCGAUAUAAUGGUGUUAAAUUGACAAAUACCUCGGCAAUGACCCUGGAUCCGCAGCGAUCCCGGACACGGCCCCGGAGUGUGAUUGGAUGCAGAGUGACGGGGAGGAACGGGACUGAUUAAUCUACCGGUCACCCGUUGUCGCCGGUCAGUUAAUUGUGAGUGACUGUGAGUGAGGACGGGGCAUUCGGCUGUCCGGCCGAUAUAAUGGUGUUAAAUUGACAAAUACCUCGGCAAUGGCCUUGGAUCCGCAGCGAUCCCGGACACGGCCCCGGAGUGUGAUUGGAUGCAGAGUGACGGGGAGGAACGGGACUGAUUAAUCUACCGGUCACCCGUUGUCGCCGGUCAGUUAAUUCUGUGUGACUGUGAGUGAGUCGGGAACAGUGUGGCGACCCACUUUCUGCGCAGGCGCACCGGCUCACAAAUACCCAGGGAGUAAAUGCCAGCACCAGGAAGUUUGAAUAAACUAGUCUGGAACAGAUUUACCGACUGCGUGUCGUUGUCUCUAACUCUGUAUGUAGUACAUCGCUGCAACAGCUUAUUUAUUCCCGCAAGUCAGCAGCUCACAUACUGUUUAAUUUGCAUUUAUCAUGAUGAAAUCAAUAAACCGCUGUAACUUCC